AUGUCGUCCCGGAGCAUCAAUCAUCGCAGACUAAACAGCGUCCAGCAACAGGACCGCCUCCAACGCCAGGGCUCCAAGAGCAAGCGCACCGUCUCCGCCCAAGAUGCCUACCUCUAUGCCCUCCGCGUAGCCUACCUCGCAUACCUGCUCCAGCCGCGCCAGAAACGGGUCCAGCAUGUCGCUGCCCCAAAGCCGGUCCAACGCUCCUCCACCUCCGUCGCCGAUCUCGUCAAGGAUUUCUCCCUGAUCCGAGACUCCAAGAGCACACGAUUCCCACAUGGGUUCAUGAACGAGUUGGAUAAGCGCAUAACAGGGGUCUUGGUGGGAAAGGAGCGGCGACCGGAAUACGCAGACGCCGCCGUGAAACGCACCUUCGCCGUCUUCCUCAACGAGUUCAAAGCGCCCCAAUUCCGCAAAUCCAUGGAGAAGGACCGUAGAGUGGAGGAUCUGCUGCUCAUCUUCUUCUCAAAUGCGACCAAGGAGCUCGGCAGGGGGAAGCCCCCGGGCGACGACAGCUGGAAGCUCAUGGUGGAUCGUCACGUCGCGCUCUUCGUGAGGUUGAUUAGCUCGACGCUGAGGGAUCAUGACUGGGCGAGGGAUCGGCCGGAGCUGAGCUCGAGGCUGAAUACCAUGGAGAAGAAGCUACUCAUGCAUGACCAAGAUCUCUCGGCGGACAAUCAGCGGAAUGGCGGUGCGGGCGGGUCCUCCAUCGAGGUCGAAGUACCGCGGAGCUACGAGGUCAAGGAUAUGCCAUUGGUGCUGGUGGUGUCGCGGAUAUUCGGUAUAUCUUACCAAGACGUGCAGACGGACGUCAAUCGGUACAAGUCUGUCUGGACUGAGAAGGCGGCAUUGCAGGACUUGAAGACCUAUCAGGCACAUCUGAGUUUGAUGAGCAAGAAAACGCUCAACAGCGACGAUUUCGAUUUGGAGGAGGCAUACGAGGCGUGGAAGAAUCAGGAGAUCCCCGAUCUGUCGCAAAUGAUAUUGGCGAUUGUGCAGUCGAACCCUGAGUUGGCGAAGAGCUCACCUGGUGGGAGUCUACCUCAGUUCAAGCCCAGUGCCGCAGCAGAUGUAGGGUAUUCCGACGCAUCCAUCACCAAUCCGGCCUCUACGGAAGCCUCGUCUUCCUACGUGAUUGACCAGCCCGUGGAUAUGAGCGCCCUCAGCCUUCACGACAGCUCGGAGGAUGAUGGCGCUGCCUUCACAUUUAUCCCUCCAGAUCCUAGGACAUACUACCGUGCCAUCGUCAAAGAAGCCCUGACUUACGACCUCGCCGACACGGAACUCCAACCCAGCGAGGCAACUAACGAGACGCCCUCGAUAAAAUUGCUGUCCAAGCAGUCGGCAGAGCUACUGAACGAGAUUGCGCUGCGGUGGAGACUUCCGUACCCCUCACGCCUCGUACUGUUUUUAGAUGUAAUACGGGAGAAGUAUCAAGAGCGGGAAAUCGACCUGGACACUCUCGACGCCGCCUUCAACUACGUCAAGGAGCCACCGCCCACGGACAAGAAGGCACACAGGAUGAGCCACGUACCAGAGAAUCUGUUCGACCGGACAAAGUGGCCCAUUGCUGAUUAUGCGCUCAACCAGCAGAUAUUGAGCGCUUUGCAUGACUGUCUGCUGCGGGAGCUCUUUGAGAUGAUGCUCCUGGUGUACGAUACAAAAGCGCCACCGCUUGGUCCAAUUAUGUAUGUUUUAAACAAUCACAUCUACGAUGACCCCUUAUUCAGCGCGGCACCCGAGGCUCUGGACGAGUUCACGUUGCAGUUACAAGGGGCACUUCGGCAACGGGCAGCGGAGGUAUACCGCGAAAUGCUCGCAAAACACAUCCCGGAGAUGAAGGAGCAGUGGGAAUUCUACCACGUGAUAGAGCUCGGGCGAGCCGUCGUCAAGUUGUGCGAAAGGAUUCAAAAGCGCUACCGCAAGAAUCCGCAAAUCAUGGGCGUCAGUCCCAUGAUGUGCCUCGUCGAAGAAAUGUUCCCUGCGUAUGCUGCAGACGCCCGAGAUCUCGUCGCCCGAAUCAUGGAUGUUGCGCAUGAAAAAGGUGAGGAGGUGCCUAUACCGGAUGGCUUCGAGUUGUACAAGGAGCUUGUCGAUAUUCGUCGCAUUCACGCCGAGGCUCUGCCAGGACGUCGCUUCGGCUUUAACCUGGAGGGCUUACUGCAGGACUUCGUCUGGAGAUGGAUAGAAGCCACGGAUGCGAAUAUCGUUGGCUGGGUGGAGAAUGCGUUCAAAGCGGAUCUAUUCAAGAUUGAAUCACAGAACCCGGACCCCUCCGACGACGAAAGGCACAGUGUCUCGGUCGUUGAUAUCUUUCGGUCGUUCAAUCAAAGCGUUCAGCAGAUCAUAUCCUUGAACUGGGACGACGACCUGCAGUAUGCGAAGUUCAUGACAGCUCUAUCAAAGUCGAUAGGACGUGGGCUGGCUAGGUACUGUGAGCUGCUCGAGCAGAAGUUCAGCAAGGAGAUGGAUCGUCUGACGCCAGAGCAAGAGGCGGCUGCACGGCAAACGCGACAGGAGAAGUGGAUCUCUAUGGCAAAGGACUUUUAUGGCCAGAAGGAUACGAUCGAGCCUUUCCAAUUUUGGCCCGAGUCUCUAGUGAAACUGAACAAUGUCGAGUAUGCAAUGCAGCAGCUUGACAAGUUGGAGCGCGAGAUCAACGUCGAUGCAUGCGCCGACGUUAUACAGAAGAACACGCCGCCCGCGUCACAACGGGACCGCAGACCCGCCAACUACGUCUUCACUAUCAAGAUCAUAGAAGCGGAGGACCUCAAAGCAUGUGAUAUCAAUGGACUUAGCGAUCCUUAUGUGGUACUGGGCGAUGAAUACCAGAAGAGGCUCGCGAAAACUCGCGUCAUUUAUGGUAGCCUGAACCCCCGGUGGGAGGAGACAGUCGAUAUCACGACCAAUGGUCCUCUCAAUAUCAUUGCGACGAUUUGGGAUUGGGAUACACUUGGCGAUCACGACUGUGUCGGUCGCACGUCUCUCAAACUUGAUCCUUCGCAUUUCAGAGAUUAUAUGCCUCGGGAGUAUUGGCUGGAUCUGGACACGCAAGGCCGAUUGCUACUGCGUGUUAGUAUGGAGGGCGAGCGUGAUGACAUUCAAUUCUAUUUUGGCCGUUCGUUCAGAACUCUGAAGAGGACUGAGAGAGACAUGACGCGGACCAUUACGGACAAGCUCUCGGCAUUCAUCCACCACUGCCUGUCUCGCAGAGCUCUGAAAGCCAUGCUUAACAAGGGUAUCUCUGUAUCCUCGGUAACGAGCUACUUCCGAGCAACGAGACCACAGUCUGUGGCCCAAGCACCCACACAGCAGGAUGUUACGAACGCUCUGGAGCCGCUAUUCAAUUACUUCAACGAGAACUUUGCAAUCAUGAAGCAGACUCUGACGGACUCGGCCAUGAUAAUGGUCAUGACACGGUUAUGGAAGGAAGUACUUUCCACCAUUGAGUCUCUGCUCGUCCCUCCGCUGUCGGACAAGCUGUCCCAGCAGCGUCCCCUGACACAGCAGGAGCUUGACAUCGUCUUCAAAUGGCUCAAGCUCCUCUUCGACUUCUUCCACGCCGUCGACGAAGACGGCAACGUCAACGGCGUCCCCAUGGACAUUCUCAAAUCCCCCAAAUACCACGAACUCCAGAACCUCAACUUCUUCUACUUCGAAACGACCGAAGACCUCAUCCGCACCUCGGAAGCCAUGGCCGCCGCCAACGCCAGGCGCCAACAGGAACACUCGGCGAGGUUCCUCAACAGCAACAGGAUGUCGGCGCCGGCGGCCAUGGGGCCGCAAUUCGGAGGUGCCAUGGGCCUGCUGGGGAUGCCGACGAGGAAGCACAAGACGAUUCUUCUGAGCAGGAACUUGGGCACGAUGAAGAAGGCCAAGGAGGAGAAGAGGAGGGAGGCGCAGGCGGAGCCGAAUGAUGAUAUGAUUCUCAGGAUACUGAGGAUGAGGCCUGAGGCGGAGAGGUAUUUGAAGGAUCGGAGUAGGCAGAAGGAGAGACUAGCUGCUGCGCAGGCGGCCGAGAUGAUUGUGCGGCAGAGCCUCAAUGCGGGCGGCGGACGGAUGACGGGGACGCUGCCGCGGAGGUAAAUCAGCAUGAAGAUGCGUCAUCUGACUGAGCGGUUGGGCGUCGAGCGUUUGUGUACUAGGGUUUCGGGGUUUUCUUCUCUUUUCUUCUCUUUUUUCUGCUUGUUAUCUAGAUACCUCUGCAUGGUCUUAUUUUUCUCCUUCUACGGUGUCUUCUGGAUGAAUGAUAGCAAGGCCUUAUGGCUUAUGGGCUAUUGCUACUGAGGCAA
This is a messenger RNA of Westerdykella ornata, 4292 nucleotides long. RefSeq lists its product as uncharacterized. The record is from RefSeq and is a predicted model, not a curated record. The transcript is spliced from 5 exons. Lineage: Eukaryota; Fungi; Ascomycota; Dothideomycetes; Pleosporales; Sporormiaceae. The coding region runs from base 1 to 4086 and encodes 1361 amino acids.